Messenger RNA from Pongo pygmaeus (Bornean orangutan), 2112 nucleotides. RefSeq names its product vomeronasal type-2 receptor 1-like. Lineage: Eukaryota; Metazoa; Chordata; Mammalia; Primates; Hominidae. The transcript has 8 exons. Gene Ontology annotation, cellular component: plasma membrane. Gene Ontology annotation, biological process: G protein-coupled receptor signaling pathway. The record is from RefSeq and is a predicted model, not a curated record. Gene Ontology annotation, molecular function: G protein-coupled receptor activity; olfactory receptor activity.
AUGGUAAAUGCUCAAGGAGUGAAGCAUACCAGAGAAGGUGCAUGGAAGAUGGCCCUGAAGAGGCUGAGUGUAGCUUCUCCUGCAGAAUAUAACAUAUUCCCAGGUUUCAGAGAUGAAGACAUGGACACCUUGAGGGGCCAUUAUUCAAACUGCAUCAACCAUUAUAAACAGGUCCAACAGAGGAAAUGCUUGGUUCUAGAAUUUCUUGCAUUUUUAUGGGCUGAAUUGGGCUCUGAAGCCAAAGAAGAGAAAGAAGAAGAACAGACCUGCCGGUUGCUGGGCAAGUUUGAUUUGAAUGGGUAUGUAGAUGCCGAAAACCAUUCCCUUGUUAUUGGAGGACUGUUUCCUAUUGACUCCAGGACCAUCCCAGCAAAUGAGUCUAUUUUGGAGCCAGUAUCAGCAAAAUGUGAAGGGUUUAACUUUCGGAGAGUCCUCUGGAUGAAAGCCAUGAUCCACAUGAUCCAGGAGAUUAAUAAGAGGAGGGAUAUUUUGCCCAACAUCACUUUGGGCUAUCAGAUCUUUGAUACCUGUUUUACCAUCUCCAAAUCAGUGGAAGCAGUCUUGAUAUUUCUUACAGGGCAGGAAGAAAACAGGCCCAAUUUUAGAAACAGCACUGGAGCAUUUCCGGCAGGAAUUGUUGGAGCAGGUGGAUCAUUCUUAUCAGUUGCUGCUUCAAGAAUUCUAGGAUUAUAUUAUUUGCCUCAGGUGGGCUAUGCCUCUACCCGCGUGAUUCUUAGUGACAAAUACCAGUUUCCACCUUAUCUUUGUGUAAUAGCCAGCGAUAAGAUCCAGUCGAAGGCCAUGGUAAAACGUAUCUAACACUUUCACUUUCUCACUAUGUCGCCCAGGCUGGAGUGCAGGGGUGCCAUCCUGGCUUAUGGCAACCUCCGCCUCACAGAGGACAAUACAAAUAAUGAUUUAAGUCAUAAUGGUAAACUGAGUCUGGCGGUUGGUGAGAAGGUGGACUUGAGUGGAAGAGAGGGUCCAUACAGGCAACUUCCCCAUUCAGUGUGUACUGAUGUGUGUCCUCCUGGGACUUGGAAGGGGAUUGGUUCGGGGGAACUAAUAUGCUGCUUUGACUCCAUCCCAUGUGCUGAUGGACAUGUGUCACAGAAACCAGGAUGAGAUGGUGAAAGGGAGUGUGAACAAUGUAGUGAAUACUAUUGGUCAAAUGCACAAAAGAGUGAGUGUGUGCUGAAAGAGGUGGAAUACCUCACUUAUGAUGAGGCCCUGGGAUUCACACUUGUCAUUCUUUCUGUCUUUGGGGCAUUUGUGGUCUUGGCAGUCACAGCUGUGUAUGUGAUACACAGCCACACUCCCCUGGUGAAUGGCAAUGACCGGCAGCUGAGCUUUCUCAUUCAGGUUUCUCUGAUCAUCACGCUGCUGUCGUCCAUGCUUUUCAUUGACAAGCCACACAACUGGUCCUGCAUGGCCGGCCAGGUCACUCUGGCACUGGGCUUUUCUCUUUGCCUCUCUUGCCUUCUUGGAAAGACUAGUUCACUGUUUUUAGCCUACAGAAUUUCCAAAUCCAAAGCUCAACUUACAUCCACGCGCCCCCUUUAUCGGAAGAUCAUUGUGCUCAUCUCUGUUCUAGUGCAGAUUGGCAUAUAUACAGCCUACUUGGUAUUGGAACCUCCCAUGGUGUACAAGAACAUGGAACCUCAAAAUACAAAGAUCAUUCUGGGAUGCAAUGAAGUUUCCAUAGAGUUUUUGUACUCAAUGUUUGGAUUUGAUGCCUUCCUAGACUUGCUACGCUUUCUUACAACUUUUGUGGCUCGCCAGUUACCAGAUAAUUACUAUGAAGGAAAAUGCAUCACCUUUGGGAUGCUUGUCUUUUUCAUCAUCUGGAUCUCUUUUGUCCCUGCUUAUUUGAGCACCAAAGGCAAGUUCAAAGUGGCUGUGGAAAUAUUUGCAAUCUUGGCAUCCAGCUAUGGCUUGUUGGGUUGUAUAUUUGCUCCUAAAUGCCUCAUUAUUUUGCUGAGGCCACAGAGGAACACCAAUGAAAUUGUUGGUGGAAGAGUCUCCACCACAGAUAAUUGCAUCCAACUGACCUCAGCUUCUGUGAGCAGUGAGCUUAACAAUACCACAGUGUCAACUGUUCUGGAUGACUAG